Dimorphilus gyrociliatus is the source of this 1584-nucleotide messenger RNA. Lineage: Eukaryota; Metazoa; Annelida; Polychaeta; Dinophilidae. The record is from the annotation of a GenBank genome assembly.
ACAUGACUAUCCGGAAGUUUUAUUCAAAUAAAUAUACUCGAAGGUUGGAAUAAAUCGAAUGAUUCUGCUACACGAUUCAAAAACAGACACAGUCGAACUCUUUUAGAGAUACCCUACUAAUUUAAUAAGAAUCUAAACAUGGCACAGAAUUUUCAAGAAACUUUGGCAAAGUUUAAACAAGAACAGCCAUCACCAAUCAAGACAAUGCCAAAAAAGGCACCUAUCAAUAAAAAACCAAUAGUUGAAGUAGGAGAGAGAAAACAAGAUAAUGCACCGACAACAACUAUAUUACCAGGUAUAAAGCAUAUGGGACAGAAUACGUUAAACAAACAAUUUAAGAGAGUCAUUCUUCGUUCAUUGGAGAAUGAUCCUCCGGAAGAUAUGGAGAAGGAUACUAACUUGGAAAAACCUAAAUAUACUCCAAGACCUUCUCCCGAAGCACAACUUCGUACUAAAUAUCCUGAGAUAGAAUCUAAAGAUGAAGCAAGAUAUAUCAGAGCUCCUCUACCUCCUUUGAAUUUAUCGAAACAGCCUCCAUGGCCAACGAAAAUGCCUGACAAUUAUGAGUUUCCCGGCUGCCUAAAAGAACCAAUAUACGAUGAUAUUACGAAAGUUGACGAUAAGAGAAAUGAAUAUAAUACUGUAUUAUCGUAUGUUGAUACCUCAACUAUCUGCUUUAAACAAUGUUUGACUGAUCCUUCUUGUGUUGGUAUCAUUUUUGAUAAGCUUAAUAGAAAGUGUUGGCUAAAUAGACGUUUUUGCCAAGAAUCUAAUACUCACAUCAAUUCUGAACAAUACGAAUAUUUCGUUAAAUCUUCUCCAGAGUGUAAUCUUAAUAGAAAUAGUCAAAAUGAGAUUUUUCUCUUUGACGAGUCAUCUGGGGAAAUGCACGUAGUUAAAUUUGAUCUUCCACAAAUUAGGAAUUUCUUCCAUACAAGAUUAUUUACAUUGUUAAGCAGAGAGGUUAUGAUUUGGACUAGUUUAACGUCUAAAGAUUAUCACUUUAAAUGGGAUACAGAAAUAUUUUCAACAAAAUCAGAAAUCAUCAGGGAGAUUGGCCUCCUCUCGUCAAAUGUUGAAAAAUGCGUGACUGCAAAUCUAAAAACACUUGAUCAUGAUAUAGAGUUUAACCUUAAGAGUUGUUCCGAGAAGCACGCAACCGUUUGCUGGCGUCCACUAUUUGGUGAAUGGUCUGAAUGGGGACAGUGGGGAAACUGUUUGCAAUUAAAUCCAAACUUAAAUAAAAUACAGUUUCAAGAACGAUUUCGAAAUUGCUCUUCACCUGAGCCAAUUUCUAAUAUUCGUGAUUGCGGACUCGAGGACACGGAAAGAAAAAUGUGCUACAAAAAGGAUAAUUAUAAAGGGAUAGUUAGCUCUAAAAACUUAAAUGAAAUAACUGUCAUUAUGACAGUGAAUUUCGUAUUAAUUCUUCUUGGAAGUGUUCUCUCGUGUUAUACAGCGAAAAAGAAAGGUGAUUUGUUGACUAAGAAUAACAAUCGAACUCGAAUUAGAAUAGAAGAAAGGAAGCGUCAUCUAACGCCCGAAGUAUUUAAAAGACGAAAAUCUACAAGAGACUACUUUUAG